Molecule: messenger RNA, 4419 nt
Organism: Strongylus vulgaris
Lineage: Eukaryota; Metazoa; Nematoda; Chromadorea; Rhabditida; Strongylidae
Source: the annotation of a GenBank genome assembly
AUGUACCUGACUGACUCACCUAUUUUAGAUUCCAUGUCUUCACUAUCAAGAGGCGCUGUCGGAGUCAACAAGCCCAAGCCUGUAAACGUAAAUAGCUUAUACGCCGGUCGAAAUCUUGCUGCAGGAUCUAAACCUCUUGGCAAACAUGGUCUCACAUCAGUUGGAAAGAGCGUUGGUGUCGUCCGACGUAUGCCACCACCUGCAACGCUUCCUUCACUAAAGGCGGAAAAUAAUGGUCAAGACCCUACCACUGCAGUCGUACCACAAGGAGGAACUGGGUGGUGCAAGAACGAAACGGCUGCAGACUCUGCUGACGCAGCGAAGACUUCGUCUUUGAGCACCUCAGGAGGACCAGAUUUGCGACCGACAUGGGCAAAGCCGUCAUCGGAUGCACUGACUAGUGGAAAUAACAAGUGGGUAAUUGAAGGCAACUCACAUGCUAAUGAAUCGAAAACUUCAGCAGACUUCCCAUCCUCCGAUGAAAUGCAUCUGUUCCCUUCGCGCUACAACCAUAAUGCACCGGAUUCGUUGAGUGGAUCCACCCGUUUCCACUCGUCUUCUGACAGGCCACGAUUUCAAGGAAGUUCCGAUGCUAGGGUAUCAGCACCAAACUACUCUUGUCCCACUCCGUCGAGAAGUAGCCAAAAGCUCACGGAACUCAAUAAGAGCGAACUUAGCGCUGUGCGCGAGACCAAUCCGAUUAAUGCGGCACGACGUGAGGACGACCGAAUUGUACAGUCCUCUCAGAUGCCUCGAUCAUUCGAAUUUUUUGAUGGUAGUGCUACCCGGGAAAACACUCAAACUGAAGAAUCUUACAGUGUUCGUGAGUAUGAUAGGGAUGACGCGAUUGGCAAGAGCCGUCAUAAGCGAACUAGUUUCAAGAGUUUUGAUGGCGAAGAUACUAGUAAAACGGCUGUUGCGGACAAUCAUAAAUCUGAGCGGGAAGUUGGCGACUCGAAAAGGCGUGACGUAGGAUAUAUCGAUAAAGAUUUAGAACUCGAAGAUGUCAGCGAUGAAGAUGAUGAUAUUCAAAUGACGAAGCUGGACAAGCCAAGUAUCCGUAUAGUGAAGCGCGUUGCAGAAUCAAACGGGGUUUCUUUGAACGAUAAUGGAGACGCUUCUCCUCAAUCUCCUGAGGCUGCUGCUAGCAUUCGGGUGGUAUCAAAGGGACAGCGUUCUAGCAGUGAACUCUCCUCUGAAAGAAAAGCUGAACAGUCUGCGAAUGCUGCUGACGAUACUCAUCCUUCAGAAUCUAAAACGCUUUCGCGUGUGCCAAAGAUUAUGCAACAAGCAAUUGAGCAACAUUUUCCUUCUGUAUCUGAAGCUGCAUCUAUAAAAGUUGACAAGGACACUGCAAGACGGCCAGCCGACUCUGACUUUGCCCGUGCUACUUUGCGGGCAAGACGACAGCAGGGUAGCAAUGAUGUGCGCCAACUUAUGUAUUCAGAAGAUGCAUAUCAACGGCGGAUGCCUCCUCACACUCAACGACAAGACAGUGAAGCUGAUUACCGUACCCAACCGCCCAUCAAAAUAGUUCAAAAGGAACAACCGCGACUUGAUCACAAAGAGGGAAAUCAUGCCGAACUCUGGAAUAAAAGUACUCGUCGACAGGCUCCACCGCGAGGUAGAUGCGUACGAAACCGUGGACGGGCAGUUAUACAACCACAAAUUUUCCGGCGAUCAUCAUCGACGAAGAAAGAGCCGGAACCUGAGGAUGUGCUUGUAAAUGAAGAGAAUGUGGACGAGCCAUCGCUACUCUCUGAAGGUGACCUAGGAACACAUGGACUUGAAGGAAAGCCCCAUUACGGCGCUGUAGGGGAGAAAACUACACCAGCCCUGAAAUCGAAAACCCGAUCUGAUGCAGCGAAAUCGAAUGUUGCGAAGGCACCACCGCCGAAGAAUAUUGAGAGUGGAGCUAUCAAUGAACAGGGGAGAAACGAAGAACUGGGAGGAUUUCCGCCGUCGGAAGAAACCGUGGACCGUGCUCCUAACAGGUACCGAAACAAAGGUUUUGCGCAACGUGGUCACAACCGAAAAGGACGAGGAGGGCAGCAGCUUGGCAAAGUUGAUUUCGAGGAGUCGCAUUCGCAACGUUACCACAGAGGAAGCGAUAGUGGGGCAAAUAAUGCUGGGCAUCCAGUGAAGUCAUUAAAUCAGCUAAAAGGGAGGCAUGAUUAUCCGCAACAACGCAGUCGUCGAAAGUUUGACGUCCAUCAGAAGACUCAUCCACACAUGAAAUCCAUUGGGCAGGAGCGAACAGACCGCUUGCGAAGUCCGGUUGUCUCUAGUGAGGGUUACGAUGAGUGGGAGACCGCUAGUGAGAGCAGUGCACGUGCUACACGUGACGAUCGUUCUAAUUCUGCAAUCUGUUCUACUAGGGGUUCAAACCGACAAAUGAACUCAGGCGCUACCUCAUCAAGGCUAAGCCCAAUGAACUCGCAUCAGUCAGGAAAUCGUAGCGCCCCGGUCUCCUCCGCUUUAGGCGUAGAUAAUGCCAGCGCUCUAAGCAAUGUUGAGCGUUCUUAUGGUUCAAAAAACGCCCAACCCGCCAGCCGUACGUGCCAGUCCCCCUCCGGAAGUUACAACAACUACAGAAACAACAAGGAAACUAAUUCGAGGAAUGUCUCGGACGCGCUGGCGGGUCUUGACAUCAACAACAUCGCAAGUGUUGUAGUUAUUGACGAUCAUUUAGUGGAAACGGCAAGUGUAGAUGCCAGCGAAGAGUUUGAAGAGGUUUUGAACAAGCGAGCGAAAAAACAGAAGGCUCUUUUGCUGCAGGCGAAGUUAGAAGCUGAAGAAAAGCGUAAAAUGAAGGAGAAAGAACAUUUCAAGAAGAACGAUAUAAAGAAGGAUCAGAAGCAGGAGAGCGAAAAUUGGGCUGCUGCUGCUGAGAAAAACAAGUCGAAACAACAAGACCGAAAGAAACCGGAAAUCAUCGCCGUUACAGAAACUGCUCCUACAACGGAGAAUCCCGAGUCCUUGCCUGCUCCUUCAAUAAUUCCUUCCCCAAUUGCGAGACCAAAUCCACGCUCGAAGUCGGCCGCGUCCGAUACGGCGCCGCCAUUUCAGGAUCUUGUCAGACAAAUUGUUGAAUUGCCAGUGUCUCUUUCAUCCAGCCAGCCAUUGCGUGGAGACAAAUAUGACUUUACUUUCGAUCCGCGUCUUCAUGAGGAGCAGAUUCCUAACGAGAAGGUUCUCACCUCUCUCUCAACUGGCGCAAGCUCGGAAGCUGGAAGUAUGACUGACGAUUUUCGUUUGAAAGAAAAGCUUUACAAAGUUAAGGGUUUGUGGUCGGGAGAGGAGAAGGACUCCGAAUCAAGCUUGCCUUCAAAUGUUGCGAAGGUGAAACCACAACCACAGUCUGGUUCGGAGCACUUACAAAGCGAUGGGAAAGCUGCAUCUAAUGUGCAAAACGGAUGUCAUACUGCUCCUCCUAAAAGUCCUGGAAUCGCACCGUUUCCUGGAUUGGGUGGUUUUAUGUUCUCUCCUUUCCCAGUAAUGUUCGGAGAUGUGUCAAUGGGACGAGGCUACACAUCUGUUGGUUCAGUUCUUCAACCCCUUAUCCCUCCCUCCAAUGCAUCUAGUCCUCCAAUCGGUCAACCACUUUAUCAGCAACCCCCAUCCCUUGCCGCUACUGGUGCAAUGAAUCAACGCCCCCUUCAAAUUCGUUCCAAUUAUGUGGAUCAGAACGCAAUGUUCGCUACUAGUCUUCCACCAUCACAGAAUGUUUCUUGGAAUAUUGGUAAUAUCGGAAGCAUGUUAGAUAGUGCAUGCAGCGCUGCUUUGUCCGGAACUCCGUCACCGCAACUGGCGGCUACUCAUAUGUCAACAUCAGUGCAGCAUCCUCCACCGAAUAUGAUACUGCAGCAUCGUGGACCCGCACCAGCUACCAUGGCACAGAACCAUUCACAAUCGCUCGCUCACGGUUAUGGAGUGGGUAACCUAGCGGUUGCGGGAGGACAUAUGGGACCACCACACCCUCCACCCAAUGUAGGCGCACCAACAGCCCUGGUUCCUCCUCCGCCAAUCCCACCCCCUGAGAUGAUGAAUAUACCCCCUCCAAUUGGCAGUCAGCGUGUCGCUCCAGUAACAAUACAGUUUGCUCAUCCGCCUCCACCCCCAAAUCAAGAUUCCCAAUGGGAUAACGGAUUGGCACGCACUUUUGUAGGGUCACGACCACAAUUUGCCUCGUUCUCAAAUAACAACUCAUCUUCACGUUCUUCAUCGCAGAUGAAUGCAAAUUUACAGGGGAACAGAUGGGGAUUGAAUAGUAAUCGUUCUAGUCUCUCUGGAUCAUCACAACCGGCAGCAUGCGUCGGCAGAGUCCCAUGUACCAGUGAAAAUAUUGCGGAAUGCAAAUCAUCCGUCAACAUCACUUCACUGAAAUCAUGUCUGGGACAGGGAUCACGUGGAAACUAG